Molecule: messenger RNA, 6631 nt
Organism: Amphiprion ocellaris (clown anemonefish)
Lineage: Eukaryota; Metazoa; Chordata; Actinopteri; Pomacentridae
Gene: plekhm2
Product: pleckstrin homology domain containing, family M (with RUN domain) member 2
Exons: 20
Coding region: 689-3751 (1020 amino acids)
Biological process (GO): Golgi organization; lysosome localization; regulation of protein localization
Cellular component (GO): endosome membrane
Molecular function (GO): kinesin binding
Source: RefSeq, a predicted model, not a curated record
AACUUAUCCUCAGUAGUAGAGGUGAUUCUUGAUCUUCCUUUCAUGGGGCGACAUACAUGUGAGUCACUUUCGUCGUAGUUCUCUACAACAUUAGGCACACAAUCUUAAAAUUGUGAAAUUUUUUGAACGUCAUUUGGUCAUGAGUCGCUCGUGGUGACGUAACCUCCUUAUGGUAGGGCUUCCAGUCUGCUGAGAUUCCGGCUUAGUAGCACAAAACUACCUUAGCAUGCGUUACAUUAUCAGUUUACCUGGCCAAUACGCAAACGUGUAAUUUAAAGUAGUUAUCAAUGGGCAGUCAGAGUAAUGAAACGGAGAGUGUCUUGAACCAGAGUUAUCUGUGGUUGAACUGUAAAACUUCGUAGCUUUCCUGAGUCGGGUUUAACAGAAGUCAAGUGGCUAAAGCUAACGCGACGCUAUGCAAUCAUACUUGGCUAACUGUGUCCAGUAACGGAGGUUUAAGUAUCACGCUGCUUGCUGAGCAUUAACAUGAAGGUGGUGAACUAGAGGCACUGCCAAACAUUGUGUGUACAACACAUGUCAAAGACUGUAUCUUUAGUUUGGAGCUCAUUUGUUUUGGAGGGCAAGAUAAUGUUUGCUAGCGGCUGCAGGCGGUGUUAGCUUUAGCAAAACAAGAGCGCUGCUUUGGGAGUCAGCUGACAGCCUGCUGUGAGCUGCCAACAGACCAGGGAUGGAUCAACUGAAAGUGAAGGAUCGCAUUUUGGAAAACAUCUCCCUUUCUGUCAAAAAGUUACAGAGUUACUUUGCAGCCUGCGAGGAUGAAACCCCAGCUAUCCGAAAUCAUGACCGGGUCCUACAACGUCUCUGUGAACACCUUGACCAUGCUCUGCUGUAUGGGCUGCAGGACAUCUCCUCAGGCUACUGGGUCCUGGUCCUUCACUUCACCAGGAGAGAGGCUGUCCGUCAGAUAGAUGACCUUCAGCACAUAGCAACCAACCUUGGUCGAAGCCGCGCAUGGUUAUACCUGGCAUUAAGUGAGAGCUCUUUAGAGAGCUAUCUGCGCCUUUUCCAAGAGAACCAAGGAUUGCUCCAAAAGUAUUAUUUCAAGAACGCACUGGUCUGCAGUCACGACCACCUCACACUAUUUCUCACAUUGGUGUCCGGCCUGGAGUUCAUUCGCUUCGAUCUGGAGCUGGAUGUGCCCUAUCUAGACGUGGCCCCCUACAUGCCAGAAUACUACAAACCCCAUAACCUGCUCGACUUUGAGGAAAGGCUGCCCAGUUCAGACAGCCUGUCCCUGCACUCCUUCACCUCCCUCACCUCCACCAACCUGGAGUGGGAUGACAGUGCCAUAGCUCCCUCCAGUGAAGAUUAUGAUUUUGGUGACAUCUUCCCCGUGUUGCAGUCAUUGCCAAGUGCAGACUGGGAAGAGGGUGAACUGACUGACCAGGCCAGCUGCCCACGGUCCAGUGGUUCUGAUCCUCAGACAGUCAUCAGCGACACAGUGGUCCUCUCUGGCACUGUAAAAGGGAAGGUAGCAGUUCGACUUUCUCCACACAGCCCCACAUCCAGACACAACCCCUUCAACGAGGACUCUGACACAAACACCUCUGCUGAUGUCACACCAGUUCAUGUGGCCAACCGCUUCAACACCUCCACCGCUGGAGAUGCCACAGAGGUCAACAGUGAGCUUGAGGUCAUUAGGAUGGCCAGACGAAGGAAACCAGCUAAGAAGCGACGUGGGAAGGGCUCCACAGAUUCCUGCAGCAGCAUCCAUAACUCCGUCUCCCCUGAGCACAUGGAAACAGACUAUAGCAUUCUCGCCUCAGAGGACAUUGAUUCAAUAAAUUGCACCGUGAUGCCGGCGGAUAGUGAGGGAGAGUUGAGGCGAAGCAGGGUUGGGUCAGAGGUUGCGAAGGAGGGAUGUGAGGAUGGAGUUGAAGGCCUUCUACGGCUCCCAGAGAUGACGGACACCUCUAUGGACAGUGUGGGCCAACCUCUCCGUGACGUCAUGGACCAGCUCAACGGGGCUCUGGACGGAGAGGUGACCUGGAAGCACCCAGAGGAGGAAGAGAAAUGCAAUGAACGCCGCGAUCAAAGCCCCGAGCCUCCCGCACAGCAGCCCUUUCGAGAGGAUUCAGAGGGCAAACCACCUGACCCGACCCCAGGAGAGAUGCCUGGCUCCCCUUUGGCCAAAAUCUCCAACUGCCUGCAGGCCGCUCCUGUGCCUGCAGACUUAUGCUGCUUUACCCCCAACAGUCCAGACUCUGCUCCCACGGGUGGUUGCCACUAUGACUCUACAGAGUAUAGCCAGUCACAGACUCUUUCAGGUGGCCUUGAAGAUGAAGGAGAGGCAAAAACACCAGAAGGACAGGAGCCCGAGCUGAUGAAUAAGGAGGAAACGCACAAAAUUCCAUUUAUGGCUGAGGAAGCAGAACAACUACAAGAUGAAAAGCUCAGUCCCUCUGAAAGUUCUCAUCCUGCAGAGUUUAAGGUGGACAACAACCACUUGCUUCUUCUUAUGAUUCAUGUAUUCAGAGAGAAUGAGGAGCAGCUCUUUAAGAUGGUGAGGAUGAGUACAGGUCAUAUGGAAGGGGACCUGCAGCCCCUUUAUCUGCUGCUGACUGACUGUUACAUCUACCUGCUUAGAAAGGGUGCAGCAGAGAAGCCCUACACAGUAGAAGAUGCUGUUUCUUACAAUGAGCUGGACUAUCUUUCAGUGGGCCUUGACCAUCAGACAAUAACGGUGGUUUGCACCAACAGACGAAGAAAAUUCCUGUUGGACACAGCUGAUGCAUCACUGACUUUCUGGUUCCUGUCUGUUCUCAAGUCAGCCAUGGUGAAAGGUUGUCGUGAGCCUCCCUAUCCAUCCAUUCUGACUGAUGCCACCAUGGAAAAACUGGCUCUCACUAAGUUUGUCUCCCAGGAGUCACACUGUGAGGUGUCUGACGUGUCUGUUCAGCUCUAUUCAUUGGUUCACUGGGAGGAUCCUAUGGACAUGAGUUUGUCUCCCCAAGGCGGCCCACCAAACUCUGGAGUACUUUCCAGCACAAAAGAAGGGAUUCUGCAGUACAAGGCAGGAACCACAUACCUGGGUAAAGAGCUAUGGAAGAGCGGUUACCUCGUUCUCAGUAAGGGGAUUCUGUAUCUGUAUGCAGAAAGAACAGAUGUGACACCACUGCUGUCAGUCACCAUGGGAGGAGAGCACUGUGGGGGCUGCCGUCGCUCAAACAGCACAGAGCGUCAACAUGCCUUCCAAGUCAUCCUGACAGAGCGCCCUCCGCUGGUACUCAGCGCCAACAAUGAACAGGACAUGGCUGACUGGAUGCAGCUGCUCUGCCAGUCUGUCUCCAAAGGGGUAGUCCCUCAGGGUGUGGCCCCAACCCCAUGUAUACCAUGUUGCCUGGUGGUGACCGACAAGAAACUGCUGACUUGCCACCAGGACUGUCAGACAAGCUUCUUCCGUUCUCUAGGCAGCGCUGAUAUAUGUGAUGUCACCACUGUCAAUCUGGAGGCUGACAAGGAGUACUGUGUUAUUGAGUUUGCGGCAGAUCGGGCCCAGUUCCUCCCUCCGUGGGUCUUGUACUUCAGUGGAUGUGACGAGAGAGAUCGACUACUGCAGACAUUAGACAGUGCAUGGAGAACCAUUUUCCAGGUUGACCUUCCCCACAGAGACGUGUCUGAUCUGAUGGUGCAGAAGCGCUGUGGUGAGGCCCUCGAACUGAUGAAGAGUGCCUGGCAGAGAGCAGACAGUCUGGCUCGAGGCAGAGCUCAGCGUGAACCCUGGUGCUGACGGACACACACAGCACACAUACAUUCAUCUUUGUGUAGCUGCUGAGACAGAGCCUGAUAUAGUUGUGGGACAGUGUCAGAAGGAAUUGUGGAUGUGACAGUUUGUGCUACUCCUGAAAGUUCUAAGCUGAAAGAGAUAAACCAAUCGGAUGUACUGUGGCUUGCGAUGAACCUUUGAUUCCCAAAUGUUUCUAUCAGAGCAACGUCCUGCUAAAGUCACAUCACAAUGAUGCAACAGUGAGACAUUGCCACUGAAGUAAAAUUAAAUUAAAUGAACGAACUUCCAGCAGAGUGACAAUAUAUUUUAUUUGAUCUAAGCAGGACAUCAUCAUAAUUCCAUUUUUAGAGAUUCUUUGGAAAUAGCAGCAAUGUAGAAAGAAUGUGCACAGAUACUUUAGAUGUUCCUUGAUCUUAACCCUUGAUAAUUGCAAUGUAGACGAAUAUGACUGAAAAUGAUACAACUAAAUUAUUUAGUACAUUGAGGAAGCUGAAUGGGGAGGAGGAGAAGAGAUGAAUCAGUUACCAGGAGCGCCUCCGCACAGGGAAAAUAUAAACACACACACACACAAAGCUAUAUGCAAAGUAUUCAAAGGGGAAUUGUUAUUAAUGUAGAGAAGUUCACAUGCUCUUUGCUCGCACAACUUUGUAAAGAUAGAAGUCACUCUUUGCUUACUAACAGUUCCAAAAUGUUCUACUGAACCUUAACUGUGGUGUCAUAGAAGUGCAAAAGUACAUCACUGUACAAUAUUAUUGCACAAUCACUGAAGGUUGUGUGUGCGUCUGAUUUUUCCGUUUUGGUUUGUCUGAGGGCACAUACCUCUACACUGAAUUAUUCUCACGUACACAUUGUACAUUAGCUUGAGAGGAUGACGAUCUGAAAUAUAUCUGGAUAUUUAACACUUGCACUGUUACGUAACAUGCUCAUGCCUGUAAUGUCUAUCUGAGAUCUUGCUAUAUCAAGUUCCAAGUUGUCACUGACAUAAAACUUCUAUCAGGAAAUGCAACAUACUUGCCUUUUUCCCCACUUUGUAGAGAUGAGUGGAUUUUUCCAUGCAGACUUGCACAUUGUUUCUGCUAUUAACCUUUUUUUCUUUUUUGUGGUACCAUUUGUGACUGUGUGUUAACACGUACUGUUUAAUUUUAUUUUUAGAGAAGGGUGAAACAGUUACUAAAUUAUUCACUUGAGUGGUGACUUUGUCUUGGUACUGACUGUAUAUGCAGGCCUGUAUUUCCCCUAUAAUAUGGGUGAGUUUUCAAUUAAGGAAUAGGUUCAGUGUGAAGAAUCAUUCACUGGCUGAGCUACAAGUUGUCUUGGCUUCUCAUUUUUAUUUUGCACCAGUGGUUGGUGGCAUCAUAAAGAUGACAGUAAGAUCUGCCCACACUAGACUUAAACAUCCCUUUCUGCACUAGUCAUCAUAAGGUGGUAUAGGACCAUGCUUGAGGCUUAUAAAAUCCCUAUAAAAUCUUUCAGAAUUCAACUAAUAGGCUGUAAUAUCAUCCAAUAUUAAAGCCUUUUUAAUUUCUAUGACUACGUUUUUCUUGUUUGUGGAUAGUAAUGCAUGUGCUGCAGUCUGUCCAGAACAUUAACCCUGAUUAGAAUACUGCUGCCUGUGCUAGUGGCAGAGUGUAACUACUCUCAUUGCAAAACUAAGAAAGGUGUGUUGUUUUUUUCUUUGCGAUGACAAUGUUGCCUUGUUGAGCUAAAAUUGCCAAUUCAUUUAAAAGAAAUGAAAGACUAUUUUUGCUUUUAGUAGAUGCCUUACACUGGACAAUUUGGCUGACUGUUUGGGAACUAAGUUUUUGGUUCUGGCUUUCUUGUAAGAGACAAGUCAAAGUGUGUGCUGUCGGUAGGCCUGGGUAUGGAACCAUAGUUCAGAGCCAGUGGGCUCCCUAUCAGCACUGCAUAUUAAGCAAAGAAUGAGUUAAGUACUAUUUUGGUGUUAUUUACCAAAGCUUUAGUGAUGAAUACGCACCAGUAUCAAAAACCCAGCCAUAUACAUACAGUACAUCACUUAUGUAUGUUUGCGCAAAUGUUUGUUCUUUACAGUCACACUAUGUUCGUCUCGUCAGCAUUAAUCAGUGCUUUAAGCCUUGCUAAGUGCCACUCCGUCUCCAUCAUGUUCUGCUGUUUAACAAAGAAAUCUAAUCUCAGGUGAAAAAGGUACUUCACAUCCAAAACCUUAAGACUCACUGGGUCUGUUUUUUUAUAGCUCUUGUUUUGUCUAAUACAGUAUUUUUCUCACUUUUAUUUUUUUUGGUUCCUCGGUUAUUCAGUGCAGCAUGAUGGAGUUCUUUUGCACACACCGAGAAGGCUGCAAAUUGAUAUCAAGUGUCUGUGGAAAAGUGGAGAAGGUCUAAUGAAUGAAUAAUUUAGUGGGUUCCAAAAUAGGAUGGGCUGGCAUUGGAGUUGAAAUCCUCUCCCAUCAGUGGGUUACUUAUGGACUUUUUGACCUGGGAUGGUACUGCUGCAAUAGUUGGACUUACUUGAAAUGUUUGUUGGGUUAUCAAUAAAAAAAAAAAAAGUGCUGCACUUAGAGUUGUGCCCUGUGAAGUGUAUAUAAAGAGAAAGUCAAAGUUGGUCUUUUUGAGAAGUGUUUUGCAUGAUGGACAUUGCUGGCCAAUGAUGGAUGACAUCUUUUACAUGAUGCAUUGUCAAAGAAGCGCUUUUUGAUUUUGUUCAUAAAUGUUUACUGCAUGUAAUAUUUGUAUUAUGUUUAGCAAGUUUAAUGAAUUGUAUAUAAAGCACUAAUCAAGAAUAACAGUCUCAAAACUCCCACAUAAAGACAUGCAUGUCCAGAAGGUUUUAUACUGGUCAUAACGGUAAGAGAUAUACAAUUGUGACUCGGACAGUGUAACUGAAUAAACUGAAAUGAAACUUUGA